GAUGACUCCAUGGCUGUCCGGGACAUCCUGUCCUCCCCCUUCGGCGAUUACUUGGUUCUGUCUUUUUUGGGGGUGGGCUCCUAUGGAAAAGUCGCCAAAUGCAUAAAGUCAGCCACUCAGGAAAAGGUGGCUGUGAAGAUAAUCCGCAGCCCAAUAACAGAAGGACAGAAGGAGUUGGCUAUCCUGCAACAACUGAGACUUUUUGAUCCAGACAGAUUCAACUUCAUCAGACACGGUGACUCUUUUACCAACAAAGAAAGACUUUGUAUUGAGUUUGAAAUUCUGGACAUGAAUCUGUGGGAUUUCCUGGCGAAAAAACCUCUCCACGUUCUGUCUGUGAAAGAAAUCCGCCCAAUCCUGCACCAGAUGGCCACAACACUACAACUCCUGAGGAGCCUGGGAGUUGUGCAUGCAGAUCUCAAGCCAGACAACAUAAUGAUGGUGGACCAUGUAAAUCAGCCGCUGAAGGUUAAGAUGAUUGACUUCGGUAUGGCCAGUCACGUCUCUCAGAUAGAGUGUGGCACAUACAUGCAGCCGCGCAGUUACAGGUCUCCUGAGGUAAUCCUGGGACUUCCCUUCACAACAGCCAUUGACAUGUGGUCUCUGGGCUGCAUCGCUGCGGAGCUGUUCCUGGGCCACCUGCUGUACCCUGGCAGCACCGAGUACAACAUACUACGACAAAUGAUGCAGAUUCAAGGUCAACUGCCGCACAAACUUCUAAAGGAUGGCAUGAAAACCAGAUGCUUUUUCCGAAAAAUAAAGGGCCACAGACACCGCUGGAGAUUAAAGACAUACGUUGAAUAUGGAGAAGCAACUGGAAGCAAGGGCCUUUUCAAUUCCCUGGAUGAUUUGAAAAAGAUUAGACCAACCUGCCAUCUGUCAGAUGAGGACACCAUGGCAGAAGAGGAAGACCUGGAUAAGUUUGUUGAUUUGCUCAAGCAGAUGCUUCAUCUGGACGCCGAUAAACGGAUAACGCCGAGUCAGCUCCUUGAGGAUCCCUUCAUCACCAUGGGCGACCUCGUUGACAGUUUCCCCGACAGCUUCUAUGUGAAAUCAUGCUGCGAGGUGAUGGGAGUCUGUCGGGAUCAGACUUUGAGCUCUGAUAACUGGGACCAGCAGCCUCAGGCCUCUACCAGCACCGCCAGCCUGGACAAGUACAACAUCCCUGGACAAGUCACUCCUGCUUGGCACACUCGCCCGGAGCACCCUCUCGUUCUGGGCAUUGCAUCAGACGUCUCCAGUAGCCUCUCCAUCCACGAGGACCAGGGCCUGGAAAUGGCCCCGCCAGAGAGCAAGAGUUUGAAGACGGAUUUAAUUGAGGCACAAGCAGGUAAGAUAAACACAUUUCAUCCAUGCAGAUCUCCAAACAGCUAUUCGCCAAAGAGGAAGGUGAUGAAGAUGAGCCUGGUAAAUGACUCAAAGGAGACUCCAAUCGAAGCUCUGGCCAGUGAGGCUGAAACUAAACCUUGCAGGAAAAGGACACGAGCCACUUUUGAAGCCUCCCACAGUGGGUCAAGAUCUCAAAACAGCUACUCGCCAAAGAGGAAGGUGAUGAAGAUGAGCCUGCUGAUUGACUCAAAGGAGAUUCCAAUCGAAGCUUCCGCUAGUAAGGCUGAAACUAAACCUUGCAGGAAAAGGACACAAGCCACUUUUGAAGCCUCCCACAGUGGGUUAAGGUCUCCAAACAGCUACUCGCCAAAGAGGAAGGUGAUGAAGAUGAGCCUACUGAAUGAGCUAGAGGAGACUCCAAUCGAAGCUGCGGCCAGUAAGGCUGAAACUAAACCUUGCAGGAAAAGGGCACGAGCCAUUUUUGAAGCCUCCCACAGUGGGUUAAGGUCUCCAAACAGCUGCUCGCCAAAGAGGAAGGUGAUGAAGAUGAGCCUGCUGAAUGAGUUAGAGGAGACUCCAAUCAAAGCUCUGGCCAGUGAGGCUGAAAGUAAACCUUGCAGGAAAAGGAAACUGGAACCUUUUGAAGCCUCCCACAAUCUCCAUGCAGCAACCCAGCAAAGAAGAGGAGGAUUGUGA
Centropristis striata (black sea bass) is the source of this 2025-nucleotide messenger RNA. RefSeq names its product homeodomain-interacting protein kinase 3-like. Gene Ontology annotation, molecular function: protein serine/threonine kinase activity; protein tyrosine kinase activity; ATP binding. Gene Ontology annotation, biological process: peptidyl-threonine phosphorylation; peptidyl-serine phosphorylation. Lineage: Eukaryota; Metazoa; Chordata; Actinopteri; Perciformes; Serranidae. The transcript is spliced from 12 exons. Bases 10 to 2025 code for a protein of 671 amino acids. Gene Ontology annotation, cellular component: cytoplasm; nucleus. The record is from RefSeq and is a predicted model, not a curated record.